Molecule: messenger RNA, 1064 nt
Organism: Labrus bergylta (ballan wrasse)
Lineage: Eukaryota; Metazoa; Chordata; Actinopteri; Labriformes; Labridae
Source: RefSeq, a predicted model, not a curated record
CGUUCAUGUGCGCGCGAGGCUCGAGCCGGUGAAGAGGCUGUUUAACUUCUAUUCGAAUAACCGAGUUUUUUUAAUCGACUAUAAUCGAAUCGUUGGAAGACGCCGUGUGUCCCGUGACAUCCUUUAUUUCAUUUUUAUCUUUUUAACUACUUUGAGGAAGGAUUGAACGGAUUUGAACUCCACAAAACAAAACUUUAUUUUAAACAGUUUAUCCCCCGACUGGAGUCGAUUAAUCACCGUUUGUGUUGCACUGGGUUUUUAUUUUAUUUCAAAGAAGCAUUUAACGGAUUUUCACAUGAAUAAAAACCCAAACUAGAGUUUUGGUCUGAGAUUCGAGUGGGGGGGGUUCUGAUUGUUUUUGUGCUGCUGUAUUCUCUUCUUUUGUAUUUUGAUUUUGAACCAUUAAGGAGAAGGACUGAACAGCUUGUUGCACAUGAUGGUCUUCUUUUAAUCGAUCAUUUGGCGUUUUGAAGACUCUCACCCUCGUCCUCUUCUGUUCCGGGUCUUAUCGGAUCCGGUACCGGGACUCCGUGAAACCUCGCAGGGAUGUUUUUACAAACUUUUCACACAAGUGGAUAUUAACGGCUCGUUUCCCGGCUCGACCCGGACCACAGUGGGGUUAUCUCAGGGGGGGUUGACUCGGGUCUGUAAUUAACCCGGACUACAGGAGGAGGAUGCUGACCCGGGUCCACCUGGUUCUGCUGAACUGGUUCUUUAUGUGGAGUCAGGGUCAGCGCGUGGACUACGACAGCUGGGCCGACCGGGCCGUGUCGUCCAACGGCCUCUGUCGCUACGGCAACAGCGUGGAGUGUUGUUGGGGCUGGAGACAGACGGACUGGGGACGCUGUCAACCUCACUGUCAGCAGGGUUGUAAACACGGUGAGUGUGUGGGACCAGACAGAUGCAGAUGUCAUCCAGGAUACACCGGCAAGGCCUGUAACCAAGAUCUGAACGAGUGUGGCGUGACGCCUCGGCCCUGCAAGCAUCGCUGCAUGAACACACGCGGCAGCUACAAGUGUUACUGUCUGGAUGGACACACACUGCAGCCGGACGGCAGCUGCAGG